Molecule: messenger RNA, 1119 nt
Organism: Hymenoscyphus albidus
Lineage: Eukaryota; Fungi; Ascomycota; Leotiomycetes; Helotiales; Helotiaceae
Source: the annotation of a GenBank genome assembly
AUGGAUCUCCAACAAAGAACCUUUUUAACGGCAAAACAAAUCUACGCCUAUAGAAUCACCAGAGGCUUGCUCUGUUCCGAAUACUUCAAUCCUCCACUCGCAGACACAUACCUCCCGGCCAUCAUGAACGUCAUAAAAACAGAUCCAGUACUCUUGCGUCACCUAGAUAUAGACUACGAGGAUGCAUCUAACAUCUUCGCUUCCGCACGCGCAUGGCAUAUCUUCGAACCCAAUAUCGAGAGGCAAUACGUAGCGGAUGAGUAUCGGAAAGAGAAAGGUCUGCCUUUGGCUCCGAGAUCAUAUGACUUUACCAUGGUUGAUUAUGAAGCAGCGCUUUUUUGCUGGAAAGUUAAGGAUUUGGUCAAGAAGGCGAUUGCGAAUCGGGUCUGGGAAAAUGGCAAGACAUUCGUACGGUCGCCACAAGGUCACGAGGCUGGUGGGAGAAAGAGUGACUUGGAUUAUAUGUCUUUAGCAGGACCACCACACACUCAAGAGGCUCUAACAGGGAAUUUCAACUUAAAUUUAAUGGCUUUGGACGAUGUUUCGGAGGAUGAGUUGACUCUUGAAAGCGAAGAGGUCGAUCACGAGAUGAGUUUCUUUCAUACAAAUGAUAAUCAAUACGGUCUUGCAGGAUUUAGCGGGAAUACGAACAUAGCAACUGAAGUAGUAGCUGGGUCUAACCUUAACAACUCAUUCAGUCAAUCACAUCAAGCCUUCCCCGGAAACGCCAACCAGCUCAACUCCCCUUUGGCACCCAACACACAGCAAGCGAACAAGAGCCAAGGAAAGCGCAAACCCCGCAAAAAGCUACAACCAAAGCAACAAAAUGGACAUCUCGCAGAAUCGAGCGGGGAUCUGAACUUGAUAGCAGUACCAGCUACGCCUCCUCAAUUUCCCUUCCAAUCCCUACCACAACCUCUCCCAAUUAAGCGAAACGAGUACCCAUUCUCAGCAACCAAACACUUGAUAUUCGAGAAGGGCUAUGAGGGAGUGACUCAACACUACAAAGACAAAGCACCGCAUGAUGACGAGGUCCGACAGUUCUUCGAGGAAAGAGAGAGUCGUCAACAAGCGGAAUAUGAAAAGAGACUUCUAGAAUGGCUCCUGAGCAAUCAAUAA